CAUCGCAAUGAGCAGCCUGCCCCCUCCCCGCCUCCUCCCUCCUGCUAUCUACAGCAUGGACAGCAGUGUGUUGGACAGAGAGGACGUUCAGCGACUUCAAUCACUAAUGCCAACAGAGGAGGAACUGUGUCUGAUCAAGGAGGCCAAGGCCCAGAACCCUCACUCCACUCUGGCCCCAGCCGAGCUCUGCCUGCUCACCUUGGGGGAGAUCCCACAUCUGAACACGAGGCUCCAACUGUGGGCCUUCGCUCUGGACUACGACUCCUUAGAGAGGGAAAUUGCUGAGCCUCUCUUCCAUCUGAAGUUGGCCAUGGAACAGCUCGCAGCCAGCCAGACCUUUAGAUGUAUUCUAGCAACGGUGUUAGCGAUUGGUAACUUUCUCAACGGAUGUAAGGCCCGUGGUUUCGAGCUGAGUUACCUGGGGAAGCUGUCCUACGUGAGGGAUACACACACUCGCCAGCCCUUGCUGCACCACGUCUGUGUGCUGCUGCUGCAGCUCUACCCACAAUCGUCUGACCUCUACUCUGACAUCACUGCUGUAACUAAAGCUGGCAAGUUCGACUACUCCCUAGUCCAGUCCAACCUCACUCAGCUGGAGGCCCUGUGCAAAGCAUCAUGGGAGCAGCUAAAGAUUUUGGACAAGGCAGAGGACAAGAAGAAAGGAGGAAAGUUGGAGAAGAGGAGAGGAGGAGGAGGAAAUGAGGCCUUGGCCCCGGAGGGCUCGCUUCGUCACCGGCUGCCACAGAUUUUAAAAGAGUGCGAGGAGAAGCUGAAGGUCCUGAGAGCCGUCAAUCGUCGGGUUAUCAACAGGUUCCACUCUUUCCUCUUAUUCCUAGGCUACUCCCGAGCCAUGGUGAGAGACACCAAAGCGGAGGACUUCUGUAAAACCAUCAGUAACUUUUCUCUGGAGUACAGGACCACGCGGCAGGUCAUUCUCAUGCAGAGAGAGAGGGAAAAGCAGAGAAGUGGAACAGAAAGCCCCGGCCCUAACACUCCUGCUGCCAGGAGGAAACGCCAGCAAACCCCAACACAGGAAAAUGAGGAGCAGUGUAGGCUGGAGGAAGUGCUGUCAACACCUGACUCAACCUCGAGACUGGACGUCACUCUGCCUCGAAACCGCAGGAGGAUGACUGACAUCAAAGGUCCAUUCUCACGGAAAAUGAAGUGGUGACUCUGCUGAUAUUCUCUUUUUAAAAGCCAUUCAGUCACUGGUGUGUUAGGAGAAAAAUGUUUCUGAUCGUUAUUUGUGACGUUUUUGUUAAAAGUCACAUUUUUGCAGCACAGUGUUGUUUAGCAGUAGGAAA
Messenger RNA from Epinephelus moara (kelp grouper), 1304 nucleotides. RefSeq names its product FH1/FH2 domain-containing protein 1. NCBI's taxonomy places the organism in Eukaryota, Metazoa, Chordata, Actinopteri, Perciformes, Serranidae. Gene Ontology annotation, biological process: actin filament network formation; cortical actin cytoskeleton organization. The record is from RefSeq and is a predicted model, not a curated record. Gene Ontology annotation, molecular function: actin filament binding. The coding region runs from base 8 to 1171 and encodes 387 amino acids. Gene Ontology annotation, cellular component: cytoskeleton; cytoplasm. The transcript has 8 exons.